This is a messenger RNA of Phalaenopsis equestris, 1723 nucleotides long. RefSeq names its product cytochrome P450 71A9-like. Gene Ontology annotation, molecular function: heme binding; oxidoreductase activity, acting on paired donors, with incorporation or reduction of molecular oxygen; monooxygenase activity. Bases 27 to 1553 code for a protein of 508 amino acids. The transcript has 2 exons. The record is from RefSeq and is a predicted model, not a curated record. Lineage: Eukaryota; Viridiplantae; Streptophyta; Magnoliopsida; Asparagales; Orchidaceae.
GUUUUCGUCCAUCGUCCUCGAAUGCAAUGGGACCACUAGUGGUCCUCCUCCUCAUCCUCCUCGCCGUAUCCCUUCCAUUACUGAAAAAACUUGCAGAAGGAAACAGAGCCGGGAAGAAGCUGCCUCCAGGUCCAUGGAGGCUCCCCAUCAUCGGCAACCUCCACCAGGUGGGUUCGAUGCCUCACCGCUCCUUCCUCCGCCUCUCCCAAAAGCACGGCCCCCUCAUGUUUCUCUAUCUCGGCUCCAUCCCAACCCUAGUCGUCUCCUCCGCCGACGCACUCAAAUCCAUCUUUAAAUCCCAUGACAUCAUCUUCUCCGGCAGGCCGGCAUCGAAGGCCGGAACUCUGUACUCCUUCAACAACUCCAACAUCUCUUUCGCCCAGUACGGCGAGAACUGGAGACAAGCGCGCAAGCUCUCCAUGCUCGAGCUUCUGAGCCCUAGGCGAGUGCGAUCUUUUCAAAUCGUCAGAGAGCAGGAAGUAGCUAAUCUCUCCGCUGCCAUUACAGAGCUAUCAUCUAAAUCAUCCUUAAUCAACCUGAGCGAGAUGAUUUCUGCCCUUUCUUACAACGUCCUGUGCCGAGUGGUGUUCGGAGAUAAGCUCGGAGGAGGCGCUGGAGUGUACCGAGGACAGAGGAGCUUGUCUCACGGAGUCAUGGCGGAGACGCAGAAUCUCUUGGUUGGAUUCUUUGCCGCGGAUUUCUUUCCAGCAGGGGAUUGGAUUGAUGGGAUUACUGGCCAGCGGGCGAAGUUGGAGAAAAACUUCGGGCAGCUGAAUAUGUUUUGGGAGAGGGUGAUUGAGAAGCAUCUGAAGAGUGGGUCGGAGAAGGCGGUGGAUGAUGUCUCUGAUAGAGAGGAUUUGGUGGAUGUUUUACUCCGGUUGCGCCGGGAAGCAACGGAUGGUGGUUUUCUCAGCACCAUGAAUCAUGUCAAGGGGAUCAUGGCAGACCUGUUCUUUGCCGGAACUGAUACAUCCUCAGCAACAAUAAUUUGGACGAUGACAGAACUGAUGAAGAAUCCAAGAGUAAUGACUAAGUUGCAGCAAGAGCUACAAACCGCCAUCAUCAACAACAACAAGGUUGAAGAAAGCGAGCUCCAACGGUUAGAAUACCUCAAGCUUGUCAUCAAAGAAUCACUAAGAAUGCACCCUCCGGCUCCGCUUCUAGUUCCUCGUGAAACCCUAGAUUCAUGCGUUAUUGAAGGCUACGACAUUCCGGCCAAGACCCGAGUUUUCAUCAACGCCACGGCCAUUUCCAUUGAUCCAAAAGCUUGGAAGAACCCUAAUGAGUUUUGGCCUGAGAGAUUCGCUUUACGUGGCACAGAUUUGAGAGAGCAAGACUUCAAUUACGUGCCUUUUGGUGUUGGUCGUAGGAGUUGUCCGGGGAUUGAUUUUGCUGCAGUUCUUGUGGAGCUGGUUUUGGCUAAUCUCUUGCAUUGUUUUGAAUGGAGUUUGCCUGACGGAAUGAGACCCGAAGAUAUUGAUAUGGGGGAGGCAAGUGGCCUUACAAUGCAUAAGAAAGUGCCUCUUUGUAUGGUUGCUAAACCAAUGAUGUGAUGUAUUGUUGUAUUUGGAAAAGCAUGCAUGGAUGAUGAUGAUGAUGGUGAUGUUUUGUGCUUGUAAGUGAGAUUGAAAUGUAUGUGUGGGUAUAUAUCAACUUGUCCUUUUAGCAAGGCUUUGUAUUCCAUCUCCGACUUAGCAAUAAUAAACUCUCAUCUUUUCAGUGA